AAUGAUAAUAAAAGAAAACAAAAGCCAACCAAAGACUUAUUUGGGAUUUCUACCCUAAGAUUAUUUUAAUAAAAAUAGUGUAAAAAUAUUAAAAACAAGAUUUGCAAAUCAAUUAAUUGCAUUAUCAUAUAUGGGUUGUUAAUAACUUGAGAUAAGGAUAUUCAUUGAUUGAUAAUUACGUAUCUACAAUAGUAAAUUAUUGAAAUAUAACUAGAAAUCAAUUAAUGAUUAAUUCUAUGAUGCUUAAAAGAUAUUUUAAUCAGUGAAUUA
Molecule: messenger RNA, 270 nt
Organism: Paramecium sonneborni
Lineage: Eukaryota; Ciliophora; Oligohymenophorea; Peniculida; Parameciidae
Source: the annotation of a GenBank genome assembly